GAUUUAUAUACAUAAAGUUUCCUGAUAUAAAGCUUAUUUUAUCUUCUCCUUCCUUCCCCUUCAUUUAGUUAAUAAAUGAAAAACGCAACAAAAGGAUAUUCAAAGGCACCCUUUCAUGUGCGAAUCAUUUACUUUGGUUGUGAAAAUUGUGGUAGACGAUGGAGAAGCGCAGCAGGAAGUUUGAAUGAUUUUCAAAUAUGUAAAAGAUGCCACGAAAAGUGCUAUCCAAGAAGCUAUAAAUAUCAAGCGCCUAAUAAAAGGGGAAACGAGAAUAGACAAACUGCUUUACCGCAUGAUUCUUCCUUAUGCGGUAAAUGUAUACGUUUAGGGUAUUCAUGUAUGGAAGUAACGGAUAUUGAUUUAAAUGGUCGCAUCGUCAGGGAAUUGGUCGGUGAAGACGGAGAAGAGACGAUCAUUUACAAUGAAGACAUUGAGAUAUCUGAUUAUCAAAAAAUAUAUUUUAAUUGAAAAAUCAAAUAAUGAUGAUGAAGAAGAAAACCUGCAUCAGUCAAAUUGUAGUAUUAAAGACAGUAACGAACCGUCAAGCGAUGACAAUAAAGAAGAUAAGCUGCAGCAAUCAAAUAACGAUGCUGAUGAAAGUAAAAAUGGUUCAAAUCCUUCUACUCACGAUGUUGAAGAACAUUCAGAUAGUGAUACUGAGGAAAAUAAGAAUAUUUCAAGUGCUUCUGUUGAAGAAGAUAAGGAUCUUUUAAAUACUUCCUCUGAAGAAGAUAAAGAUCUUUUAAAUACUUCCUCUGAAGAAGAUAAAGAUCUUUUAAAUGCUUCUGCUGAAAAUGUUACAGAUCUUUUAAAUAAUUCUGCUGAAGAAGAUAAAGAUAACCCUAAUACUUCUUUUGAGGAGGACAAAAGUCACUCGAACCCUUUCACUGACGAAAAAGAAUCUAUAACCGAUAAUAUCAAGAAAAUAGAAGACGCGACAGACGAAAACAAUAAAUUGGCUGACAAAAUUAAGCAGCUUGAAGUUGCCGAGUCAAAUAAGGAAGCUUAUUAUAGUGAUUUUUCCAUUGAUUAUGAUGACUUUAUAAAAAACAAUGAUGAAUGAACAUGAAAUUGUGAUCAGC
This is a messenger RNA of Cokeromyces recurvatus, 1082 nucleotides long. RefSeq lists its product as uncharacterized. The transcript is spliced from 2 exons. Lineage: Eukaryota; Fungi; Mucoromycota; Mucoromycetes; Mucorales; Mucoraceae. Bases 422 to 1063 code for a protein of 213 amino acids. The record is from RefSeq and is a predicted model, not a curated record.